Molecule: messenger RNA, 1452 nt
Organism: Fusarium tjaetaba
Lineage: Eukaryota; Fungi; Ascomycota; Sordariomycetes; Hypocreales; Nectriaceae
Exons: 2
Coding region: 1-1452 (483 amino acids)
Source: RefSeq, a predicted model, not a curated record
AUGUUGCCUCGAGCCACUCUCGUGGCCUUUUUCGCAGUGGCUAGAGCCACUGUUGAGAUCCAAGACCCUUCUGAUAUCAUUCCUGCGUCUGACUGGGCCGCUGACAACGCCCUCGUUGCUGAUUACAAUGCCCCGUUUCCAGCAAACGGACAGCCAACAGACUUGAUCGGUGUGCACGACAUCAAGCACAAGUCUGUUUCAGUCGACCAUCUGACUUGGCAUGCCGACAAGAACGAUACCAAUGUCGUCCUCGUCUCGAAGAAUGCUGACUUCGCUGCGUCUUAUUCCACUUUCAUCAAGUCUGGGUACUACUCGAACUUGAAUUGGGCCAGCUUCUAUGGCUUUAAUGCCGCCGUCAACGUUGUGAGUUUCCAUCCCAGUCCUCCAUCCCCCAAAGACGUCAUGGGUGCACCGCUGACCUCCUUUUCUACCAAGGCGAAUAAUUCUGUCGCCGUCCUCGAUCAUGUCAACAUCACUGUUCAUAACGGCGCUGCCAAUGUGUACUCAUACGGGACAGGCACCGUUGUCAACGUGACCAACAGCUGGCUGUAUUCCAGCGGACCCGUGAGCCAUGGCCUUUAUGCAUCUGGAAACGGCACCAUUCAUGCCAAGAACCUGCAGCACUACUCCGGAGGCCAUCGGUCCAGCGCUUUCUCUGGAGACAGCCCAGCUGGCUACAUCUAUAUCGAGGAUUCUGUCUCGCGCGUUCGUGGAAUUGGCUCCGCAACCUACUAUGCUCUUGGUGAGAUUCAUGCAACCAAUGUUGCAUCUGUCUCCGAACAGGGACCCGUCGUCUUCUCAGAUGGCUGGCAGAAGAUUUACCUCAAGGAUUGCUCGGCUCAGGCCGGUCUACUCGGCGGCACUGUCCUCUUCAGUAGCGCCGAGCGUCGUGCUGGUGCGGUGCUAGAUCUCGAGGAUACCACUAUCACCACCACCGGCAAGACCAUGCCCGGCUUGUGGUUUGGCAACGUCAUUGCUGAUGCCAGACUCAAGAGCGUGCAGCUAAACACUGCUUCUGGAAUUCUUGCUGUUGCCAACUUCUCUCAAAUCACCCAGGACUUCAACUACUAUGGUGGUUAUCCCGACAACCCGUCUAUGAAGCCCGCAGAGGUCAGCCUGAAGGUUCUGGAUUCAUCUUUGUCCGGUGAUCUUGUUGCAUACAACAAGAGCUCUAUUUCCCUGUCCCUCCAACAAUACAGCAAUUGGAGGGGAGCUGCCCGAGUCGGGUACAAGUUGGCUUCUUUUGGUGUGUCCCUCGACGCCAGCAGCAAGUGGACUUUAACUGCUGACACUACUCUUCAAAACUUCACAAACUUGGAUGCCUCUAACAGCAAUAUCCAAAGCCGUGGAUAUAACAUCUACUAUAACUCUUCUGCAAUUGCCAAUAAGUGGCUCAAGGGUCGUACUGUUAAUCUCCCUGGUGGCGGAAGGCUUAAGCCAAUUAAGAAGUAG